Molecule: messenger RNA, 1365 nt
Organism: Letharia lupina
Lineage: Eukaryota; Fungi; Ascomycota; Lecanoromycetes; Lecanorales; Parmeliaceae
Exons: 2
Coding region: 1-1365 (454 amino acids)
Source: RefSeq, a predicted model, not a curated record
AUGGUUAAUUCACACGACGAAGAGCAUAGCCAGCUUUUAGUAAGGCUGGCUACAGGUUUCGGUGCGAUGCUACAACAGGUCCAGGAGCUGGCAAACAAGAACACAGAGCUUGAGCGACGACUUGCUCGCGUCCAAGCAGAGGCUCAGUACUUGACCCGAUUCGACGGACCUCUAUCUGCGGAUGGCUCUCCAGAUCAGCUCCAGGAAAAGCAGGACCGCUAUUCGGGGCCAAGACGCCACCACUCAAGCUCAAAAUCUGGAGAGGAACAGACCUUUAUGGGGAUAGAAGACCAAGAAAACGCCGUGGCAAUUGCAGACGGCGUGGAAGCUUGGAAGACAGUCACUGAUGGGAAAGGACCUUUAUGGCGUCGUUACAACGCUCAAAAGUUACAUGAACAGCGGACCCGAGAUUUCGCGGAGGAACCCCCCAAGCAAGAUGCAAUGCCUAAAGGCCACCCUGCUGUAGAUCAGAAGAUCUCAGAGAACGCCGAGUGCCCAUUCGCUGCGAUGUCUCAUUUGGGCGAACAGAAGACUAUCAAGGUCGAGUCUUCAGUGAUUCCACGACCUGACUCGCUACCUACGCCACCACAUACCCAAGAGCAUUUCGCUCGUGCCCCUCAUGAGGACGUCCACCAGAGACACGAAUCUCCUCCACCAUCGACUUCGGGAUCGAUUUCCAAGUGUCCUAUACGUAUGCUCGACGAACGCUCUCCCGAGGAGAUUGCAGAAUUUUUCGAGAAUCACAAGCACGAGAUCCCGCGAAGUCAUGAAGUAUGUGUGAGGCGAUAUCAGAGCAACUCACAGACCAUUCGAGAGCUGGACGCCAAAUAUGGGAAUCUGGCCAACAUGAUCAAAGGAUUGGGUGUGAAGCACCAGCCACUACUGCCCAGUAAAGAGGACGAUGAAGAGGACGAUGCGGCUCUGGAUACGAAGUCAAUGCGGAAGGUGGAGAGUUGGGCACAUAAUGUCGAUGUGGUACAUGAGGGCGCAGACAUACCGAAUGACACCAAGACACAUCUUUCGGGGUCGAAUGACAGGGAAGGGCACUUUGACAGACCGCUAAAAGAGAUCAGAGUCGGAGAGUCCCCAAGCCGGCCUUGGGGGAUCUCCGUCCCCACCACAAUUCCACAUUUGAACCUAGGUGAGAACGCUUCGACUCCUACACCCAAGGGCGCCCAGGCCGAAGCCCGCGAUGCACAUGUUGGGGAUACGGCCAGGAUUGCUACUGGUCACGGGACACAUGAGCCUGGGGAUGACAAACCACGCAUGCUCUUCACGGGUCCAGUGUUCAUUGGUUAUGGGCCGGAGCAGGCAGCUGUGUUGAUCAGGGAAUGCGAAUUGAGAACGCAAGGAGCGAGAGUUUGA